Messenger RNA from Olea europaea var. sylvestris, 1990 nucleotides. RefSeq lists its product as uncharacterized. Lineage: Eukaryota; Viridiplantae; Streptophyta; Magnoliopsida; Lamiales; Oleaceae. The transcript has 4 exons. Bases 11 to 1990 code for a protein of 659 amino acids. The record is from RefSeq and is a predicted model, not a curated record.
UUCUUAACGAAUGGCCUCGGAAGGGAGUUCUGGUAUGGGUAGGGGUUUAGAGAUUGUGAGGGUGGACGAGCCCAUUGUGGCGACCUCCUCAGAAAUAGCUGGGGCCAUAAUGGGAGGGGAAAACAUGUGGAAGCGACCAGAUAGCCCUCCGGAUAUCUCUGUGCACUGGGGGGCAUCGGACUACCCAUCAAAGUUGAGGGAGGCCGACCUUGGUAGACUUAGGACGGAAUAUAGGAUCCCGGACAGUGUGGACCUGAUUCUCCCAGGGCCAGAGGAGAGGGCUUGUUAUCCAAGGCCGGGCUGCGUGGCCAUUAGCGAGGCGAUCCUUAGGGCCGGACUUAGGCUGCCUAUUCACCCGUUCUUUAGGUUGGUGCUUAGGUCUUACGGGCUAGCCCCGACGCAGCUCAAUCCGAACUCCUGGAGCCAGAUGGUGGGCUCCUGGAUGUUGUGGAAAGAGGCGUCGUUAGGAGUGGAGAUGCCCCUUUCCGUUUUCCAAACUCUUUACAUACCCAAGGUUACUGCCGGGGAGGAUAAGACCCGGGGCUGGUACUACCUGACGUCAUGGGGUUCCCACCCUCCAUUUGUGAUCGAUCUGCCGAGCUCCAUCAAGGAAUGGAAGAGCUCUUGGUGCUGGGCAGCGGGACGAUGGGACACAAUGGAGGGGGACCCCCUGGCACCUCUUACAGUCCCGGCGAAGUUUUCAACACUUAGUUCCCUCCCUCGGUGCGAGCUGUCGACAGAGGACUUCGACAUUAUUUGCGUUAUUUAUCAACUGCCUCAGAAGAAAAGAUCAUAUCACAGGCUCAUUCGGAAAAACAUACACUUCAUCACUCACGAAUUAAUGGCGUCCCAAGAUAACUUCAAGAAGAAGCUGCCAGUACGCCCUGACUUCAAAACAAUUCAGAAAAUGAUGGCCGAAGCAAGGGCGCUGAAGGCCUCCUCCUCUUCAUAUAAAAAGCAAAUGGAAGAGCUGGUGGAGGCUAGUAAGAGACUUCAGCCUCCGACGGAGGAGGAGGUUCAGGAGGAUCCAGAGGCCGACCUUCAAAGGAAGGGCAAGAAAAGUGCUGUACCUCCCAGACGCCCCACUGUGGCGAGGCCACCCCCAGUUAUGCGGCAGACAACUAUUCCCACGGGGGGGGCCCUCCCAGAGAGAAAUCCCACUGCUACGGAGCCUGUCGCUGCCCCGGACGCGGCGCCCCUCGCGGCUGUACCUAUCGAACAUGUUCCGGGGCAGCAGAGAAAAAGGGCUCGCUCCAGCAAAGAGGUUAACUUCCUCGGCUCCAGUUCCGAAGAGCCGGUAAGGGAGGUGCUGGAGGCUCUCCCUCCAGAAACAGCUGCGGUAGCGGUGGUCCACAGCAAGUAUUGGACCGAAGAGUGGAGGGAACACACCGCAUCCUGUACUGCUGAAGACUUGGUGGCGGCGAACAGCGCCUGCGUGGCCCGGGCACUAAGUACGAGUAUCCAACUCGAGGGCUUGGCCAAAGCUGCCAAGGCAGAGGAGGAAAAGAGAGCUGCUGAGGUUCAGCUCGCUGCUUCGCAGGCGGAGGUGGAGCGGCUGAAAAAGGAGCUUUAUGAGGUGGAAUGCCAGGUGGCUGUGGUGACUCGGCGGCUUGACCACGCUAAUGAGCACCACAAGCUUGCCACCGAUGCCCUAGAGGCCUCCAACAGAGAAAAAGCGGAGCUGAAGCAGCAUGCAGAGGCCCAGUCAGUGGAGAUUGCCUCUCUGAGGGAGGAGUUAAAGUCUGCGGGGGAGGUGGCGGUUCAAAAUUUUAUUGAUCACUUCGAGGACCAUCCCCUUUAUGACGACUUUGCCAACUUCUGGGCCUCGUGGAGUGCCCAAAGCCUAUUGGGUCGGCUGAAGGAGGUGCAUCCCACACUGGACAUCUCUCAACUAGAGGCAGAGUUUGGGGGACCCACUGGAGGCCGGCCUGACAAGGUUACCGAGGAGGUUCCAGAGGCCCAGGAGGCGGCCAGUGCUGAAGUUCCAUAG